UUCCGGGUGUGACCCGGAAGUGGUCGUUGUGUGUGCGUGUGUGUAUCAGGUCAAGCGUAGACGUGGGUUUGUGUGUGUCGCUGCGGGACUCACGUCGGUUUGGGGGGAUAAUCUGGUAAAUGUAUCGCUGUGGUGGAUAAUUAAAGAUCCCGAGACCAGGAAGGAAGUUCUUGUAGUCGCGAGCAGGAAGCGUGUAAUAAAACCCGGAUGUAAUGGAACUGAGAGGGAGAAGCAGUUAGCGCGCGCACAUACGCCGGGUUUUUUUUUUUCCGCGAUCCGAGAUCCGAAUCAUCUUCACGAUUAUCUGCAGUUAGUUCCAGCUUCCAGGCAGUGCCAUGGCGCCCAUGGGGAUCCGGCUGUCCCCGCUUGGUGUGGCGGUGUUCUGCCUGCUCGGGCUCGGCCUCCUGUACCACCUGUACUCUGGGGUCCUGUCCAGCAGACUGGCCGCUUUCAGGCAGAAGAAGACGGUGGACCUGAGGGAUCUCCUCGCCUUGUCCAUAGAGGCUGCAGUGCAGGGAGGCUGGGAGGUGAAGCGCAUCCGCAUGGAGGACACACUGGAGGAGAAAUCCAAGGGCAAAACCAAAGAAGGAGCCUCAGAGAAGCUCACCAUGGGGGAUUUAAACUCGCACAGGAAGAUGUACUACCUGAUCACAAACACGUACCCUUACCUCCAGGUGAACUCUGAGGAACACGAUAACUCGGACGGCGAGGCGACGGUGUGGAGUCGGAACAUCCCGAGUGAGGUGCAGACGAAGAUCCCGGAGGGCAAAGUCGUACCUGCUGAGAGUGUAACCGUGUGGAUCGAUCCACUCGACGCCACGCAGGAGUACACCGAAAACUUGAGGAAGUACGUGACGACGAUGGUUUGUGUGGCUGUGAACGGGGAACCUGUUGUAGGUGUGAUCCAUAAACCUUUCACCGGCUUCACAGCAUGGGCGAUGGUGGGCGGAGGAGCGAACGUGGCACCGCGAGACUCCUACAACGCCAACUCCCCCAAGGUCAUCGUGUCACGCUCGCACGCAGGCAAGGUCAAAGGCUUCAUUCAGCAGGCGUUCGGGAACAAUACCGACAUCAUACCAGCAGGGGGCGCAGGAUAUAAAGUUCUCGCCCUGCUGGACGCUUCCGAUGAUGAGUAUGAGAAGGCAGACAUGUACAUCCACGUGACCUACAUCAAGAAGUGGGACAUCUGCGCCGGGAACGCCAUUUUGAAAGCGCUCGGUGGUCACAUGACCACGCUGAAGGGGGAGGAUAUCGAUUACUCGGGCUCAGAGAAGAACCCCGGUGGCGUUCUCGCCACCAUCAACAUCGACCACGACGCCGUGGUGCAAAAGCUGCCGGCCUGGGAGCAGAACAAAAACUGACCAAGAGGGGUCGGGGUACCGCAGACUGGAACGCUCGGGAACCGGAGACGGAACGCACAACCGGCGUUCCACACGCAGACACGUGAGCUUCGGCACGUACUUAGCGUUUAACGGCGCUCUGCUUCCGGAGUGAUAUUCGAUGAGAGACAGUUUACGGACGGCACGGCCGCGUCGUUUACUCUUUAUCUCCGGACUUUAGUUCCCCUGAUCCUGAGUAGCAUCUGGUCUGUAGGUGUCCAUGCUAGCGGAGGUGCAUCGAUCCUGGAUACCUAAUUAGCAUUAACCAAUCAGGAGCCUCGUUCUUUCGCUUUGUCGUUUAAACAGGAUCUUUAACGGAAAGUCAGAAGACUUUUUUCAUGCCGUCUCCGCACCCAGACGGACUCACGAGCGUCUCGGUGCUCAGUGCUCGCUCAACUGACCUGCUCUCGCAUCCUGCAGUCUGUAGGUGCACUCGCUUUACAUCCGUCGCCAUUAAAUAUAUAUGUUUCUAUGUUUUAUCAGGUUUUUGCUAUGAUCAGGAGAUUCCUUUUCUCACCGUGCGGUUUGCAGUGGCUUCGGUUUUCCGUCACGUCUCACGUCUGUAUUUGUUUCAGGAGUUCAGGUGUUGAUGCGUCCCUGCGUACUCGAGCAUAAAACGUUAGGGUAUUUAUAUAUUCUUUAUUUUAAAUAUAACAUUAUGGUGUUAUGAAAUCCCCAGACUGCAACUCUUUUAGAUGCAACAUGCAGCCAAAACUUUGUGGACCCCCGAGCGUGUGCUCCUUUUUGAACUUCCACACUGUGUCCCAAAGCACAGCUGGAAAAACUGGGUGUCCGUAUACUUUUGGCCAAAACGUGUAUAUUCGGAAUUUAAAUUCAUUUCAGACUCCACCUGCAGCCUCGUCUCGUACGGAGAAGCAAAAGUGCUACGAGGUCAAGUGUCCACCCUGAUUGCAGUAUCAGAUGCUCCCGUGUGUGUGUGUGUGUGUGUAUGUGUGUGUGUGUGUGCUUGAGUUUAACAUACACAGGUCAUGUGUGUCACUAAAACAGACACCAUGAUACAGUGUUUACAGUGGGAACGUAUUUGCGUCCGCAUCCUGCUUCCUUCUGGAUUCUGGUUCUCCAAGAUGUUCAGCCGAGGUGAAGAUCAGUACGUGUUCAUAGAUAACAGGAAGUCGUCACAGAGCUGCUGAAUUAUUCAUUCUGAUUGGUUCUAAUAUCCUUAUCGUUUCUAUAGUAAGAGCAAACUCUGGUUCGACACUGCUAGCGUUUCCAUAGUAACAGCAAACAGUCUGCAGGGACUCGUACAGCGAACGCUGUGGUUCCGAUCUCCGUAUCGGGUCCACAGUAACAUCGAUCGCUCGUUCUGAUCGUUAUAGUUUCCAUAGUAACAGCGGACACUGCUUCUAUUUCGCUAUCGUUUUCAUAGUUACAGCGAACACUGGUUCUAAUACCCGUAUCGUUUCCAUAGUAACAGCGAAGGCCGUUUCUAAUAUCCUUAUCGUUUCCAUAGUUACAGCGAACACUUGUAAUAUCAUUAUCGCUUCUACAGUAACAGCAAACGGGGAUGUUAAAAUCAUUAUCGUUCCCGUAGUAACAGCGAACACUGGUUCUAAUAUCCUAAGCGUUUCCAUAGUAACAGCCAAUACUGGUUCUAAAAUCCUUCUUGCUUCCAAAGUAACAGCGAACACUUACACUAAUAUCGCUAUCGUUUCCAUAGCAGCAGUAAACCCUGGUUCUGUUAUUUUUAUCGUUUCCAUAGCAAUGUCGAACGGUUUGCGGAAUCGUACACGAGUUGAACGGCGCGUGUAAACACGUGAUGAUUUUGUUCAUCAAAGUCUAUUAGUACCGUAGUCCGGUGUUGUUCCUGACUUCUCUCCAGCGCAGAUGAUCUCGAACACGACUCGCUGGUCCACUUCCUGUAGCCUUUCAACAGAAUGACGUGAAAUGUGUGAGUUUUUUCUGCUGAACUCUUCCUUCAGUCUCCUCAGUUGUAAAUGUGUAACAGUUUAUGAUUUUUUUUUUCUUUUGAGCGGGUGUAAUAUUUUCAGUGUGUGUUUUAUUUUUAUUUCGCAAUUAAAGAGCGGACAAACGAACAGUUGUGGGUUUAAUGUAGCACUAGACCCUGGUCCCAGUGGCUCCUUUCCCUCCACCCUCCUGCAUGAAAACAUGUGUAAACACAGCACACGAUCACUAAAAGUGGUUUGCUGUUCAACUCCUGCAUGUGCUCUGUUCGCUAUGAGUGAAGUAUUUCAUUCAUUUCUUUGCAUUGAAAUAAAAAGCAACUUUUUGUUGGUGGUCUUGAA
Silurus meridionalis is the source of this 3643-nucleotide messenger RNA. RefSeq names its product 3'(2'), 5'-bisphosphate nucleotidase 2 (gene bpnt2). Gene Ontology annotation, biological process: phosphatidylinositol phosphate biosynthetic process. Gene Ontology annotation, molecular function: 3'-nucleotidase activity. The record is from RefSeq and is a predicted model, not a curated record. Lineage: Eukaryota; Metazoa; Chordata; Actinopteri; Siluriformes; Siluridae. The transcript has 5 exons. Gene Ontology annotation, cellular component: endomembrane system. The coding region runs from base 336 to 1361 and encodes 341 amino acids.